Molecule: messenger RNA, 5846 nt
Organism: Lacerta agilis (Sand lizard)
Lineage: Eukaryota; Metazoa; Chordata; Lepidosauria; Squamata; Lacertidae
Gene: LHFPL2
Product: LHFPL tetraspan subfamily member 2
Exons: 3
Coding region: 446-1132 (228 amino acids)
Cellular component (GO): membrane
Source: RefSeq, a predicted model, not a curated record
CUUCCUGCCGGGCACCGGGGAUUUACCAGCCGGGGGAAACCCGCGAGGCGGCUGCGGCGAAGUUGCACCCUUGGACGUCGGGUAUGUGAUGUCAAACCAGUAGGCUGUUCUCUGGAGCCUCCCACACACUAUUGUAACGUCAUGUGCCAGUAUGAAUAUUAUUAACACAGACACACAUACUUCAGUGCUCUGCAACGGAAGAGGAGGAAAGAGAAACUAAACGUUCAGAAUCAAUUAAUGGACUGCCUGCAAAAUGUUGCUUAUCUAACUUCUGCUGAGAAUACCUCCCAUUUCUGCUACUGGAGAAGAGCUGAGCAGAAACAGGAUCAUACCGUCCGUCUGCCCCCCCCCCAUUAAUUUCCAUUCAUAUAUACUUAUUACAAUCCCUUUUUAUCUUGGAUUCCAGGCUCUGAACUGCUUUGGCUGCAAGCACUUGGACAGCAAUAUGUGUCAUGUCAUUGUCACUUGCCGCUCAAUGCUGUGGACACUCCUGAGUAUUGUUGUGGCAUUUGCAGAGCUCAUUGCCUUCAUGAGUGCUGACUGGCUGAUUGGCAAGGCAAAACCUGGGAAUUCUGAGGGCAUGGACAAUGGGAUGGGAGGAUCGCUGGAGCCAUUUCGUCCAACCUUAGGGAUCUACGGACGUUGCAUCAGACUCUCACACUUGAAAUCAUCAAUGCCCGACACGCUUUGUGGCCCUUAUGCUGAAAACUUCAACGAGAUUGCCAGUGGGUUCUGGCAGGCGACGGCUAUUUUCCUUGCUGCGGGGAUCAUGAUACUCUGUGCUGUUGCAUUUGUAUCUGUUUUCACCAUGUGUGUACAGAGCGUUAUGAAGAAAAGUAUUUUUAAUGUCUGUGGGCUGCUACAAGGGAUUGCAGGUCUCUUCCUUAUCCUAGGCUUGAUCUUAUACCCUGCUGGCUGGGGUUGUCAGAAGGCAAUAGACUAUUGUGGACAUUAUGCUUCAGCUUAUAAACUUGGUGACUGCUCGCUGGGCUGGGCUUUCUACACUGCAAUUGGUGGCACUGUUCUGACAUUCAUCUGCGCAGUCUUCUCCGCCCAAGCUGAAAUUGCCACCUCCAGUGACAAAGUACAGGAAGAAAUUGAAGAAGGGAAAAGUCUUAUCUGUCUCCUUUAAUGACUCAAGAGAACCUUUACAUGUCUCAGCAGAAUUGGCUUCUAAAUGAACUGAUGCCAAGACUGAUGCCAAGACACACAAAAAAGCCUUUUGGAGCUGAAGCUUUAUAGUGCCGCUUAAUAGGAAUGGAGGACUAUCAGCAGCAUAAGAAGAAAAUGUUACUUUGUCAGCAUCACAGCACCUGGCUGCAGUGGAAGGAUGCUAGAACAUGCAGCUGUUGUCUUCAAGUUUGUAUGAACAAUGCCUAACAGUUUUGGAAAUGCUCAGUUCUACUUGUAUGUUCACCAUUAUGAAAGAUUGCAGAGGAAUCCUUGGAAGGAUAUUGCUGAAUACAAGUCAAUAUGUUUCCACUAUGUACAGAAAGAUAAUGUAACCAGGCUUUAAGUUCAAAGGUUUUAGAUGUCACCUUGGUGCCAUUCCCACAGCAGUUUCUUCUGGAUGGAUUUAGAAAAGCUUAUCUUGUUGAAAUAGCACAUAGGGAAAACUUGGGUACAGGAAAUAUGCAGGGAUUCCAAAUGAAGCUUGCAAGGAAGGGAUUUUCAUAGGCUGGGGCUUGUAAGCAAUACUUUGCCCAGUAAACAUGUGAAACAGGUUGCUGUAGUCAGAACAAGUACAGUAUACAGCAGCCACCAGAAUGAAAGCUAAAUUAUUUUGGGCUCAUAAGCACAGGUAGUACUAGCAAUAUGCGAUUGAUUUAGCUGUAUAAAUGUAGAUAGGUGAAGCAAGUCUUAGGAACUAGUAAUGGUAGUACUUAGGCCCCAAAGGUGUACCUCCUAGUGGAAGGGUAGACCUUAAUCCACUUUCAAGGACAGUAGCAAGCAGAGUACUGGUGCCCACAGGGUACCUCCAAUGGCUUCUUCUUGCCAUUCCAAGUACAGACUGCCAUUGUGUUCAUCUUGCCCGAGAUUAUGUGCCUAAGGACAUACUCUAUUAAGGUCUGAUGUUUUUGAAAGAUCUUUUUACAGCUAUAUUGCACACUGAUGAUUAUAAUCAGCUCAAUGAUUUUCCAGGGGUGAUCUUUUUCUGCAAGGCAGUGCAUACAUACAGUUCUGUAAUUUUUCUACAAGCCUAAGAAUUUUUGAAACCCAUUAAAACGAAAUAUCAUGGUGCUGUCAUAAUGACACGUUAACUGAUGGCUAAUAUUCAGAUGUUCAUGUAUUAGAUUAGCCUUAUUAACACUGAUCUCUCAUAUUUUACCUUUUGAUAGGAAGAAUUUGCAGCAGUUGGAGGCCAAGAUGCUAGACUAAAUUUUUACAUCAAAACCACUAAUGAUAACCACUUAUUUAUACCAUAGCUUCUAAAAUUAAGAAAAUUGAAAUUUCCAGUAACAAGGAAUGUAUUUUAGAGAAUCUACCCCUCUAACUCAGGUUUAUUGUGCAUGGCUGCUUCUUCUUUAACCACUGCUAUAGUAAGUACUACAAAAAUGUGUAACAACUAUGUACAUGCAAAUUUUGUGGGGGUAUUACCAACUAUGCUGAUAUGUUCAGUAUCAGCAGUGCCGAUUAAGACAUUAUCUUGGACAACAAAAGUUUGCUUUCUUUUGCAGAGCUGCUGCUACUUCUUCCACAAUUUCUCCUGUUCAAAAACUUCUGGACAUUCCCAUUAACAAGUGCAUAAAAGGGUGAUGCACUACCCACACACAUUAUGAUUAAUACAAACAUGCAUUAAGACUUUAGAAGUGUGAUGGAUAACAAUAAGUCUUCCUAAUAUAAGGAUAGGGUCUUAUAAAACAACCAACAACAACCAGGUUCACCUAACCUGAAAACCCAAACAUCCAACAUUGUCCCACAAUUUACAAAGUGGUAGAUUACUUGCGACCCAAGCCAAAUGCAGCCUACUUUUGUGUCUCUGCCAGGUGCUUAACAACCCUUGUUCAUUUUUGUAGCUUUAAGCAUGUAGCACAUAAAGAAAGGUUUGCAAGGUCCUAGUAACCAAAACACAUAGUUGUGAACUAUGCUUGGCUUGAUAGUCUUCCUCAGACCUGUGCAGCUUGUGACCUAUCUCAUUCUAGAACAUGGUGGGCUUCUCCUGUUUAGAAGGGCUCCCUCUUAAUGCACAUGGAGUGUCCAUGCUGAUGUUCUUUAAUUUGCUCUCCUUUUUGGUACUGCAGCAGUGAAAAACCUCUGGAUUGAAAUAGUGAGGUUCAAUUAGAGCUAACCUUUUUAGAUCAGAAUGCAUAUUCAAUAAGGACACAGGGCUAAUGAAAUAUUUGUUUGGCAGAGUCAAUUUUAUCACAGGAUACGAUCUUGGCACAUUUCACAUGGAUAAUUUUUAUGUCUGAAGCUCCCCCCCUCAUGAAUAUUGCUGUAAUUAUUAUGGCUGUGAUCCAGGUGUAUAGUUACUCCAAGUCAGAAUAUGCAUUCUGUUUCCCCCUUUUAAAAAUACAAUUGCUCUCACAAUUUCUCUUUAGAUUUCCUUCUCCCCCAAAUGGCAGUUUGCCCAUAAAAGCUGUUAAAAAGAAGAGUGCUGGUUCAAUAAUUUGUUUCACAUCUCUUCCCCAUUUAUUGUUAAGUUGCACUUAACCUCCAUACUGCUUUUUGAGAUACAAACAUUUGAAGGUAAUUGAGGGAUAACACUAAGAUUUCUAUUACUUUCUCUAAGGAAACUAUCAUGGGAUUUCAAACCAAGAGUUUCCAGCCUAGAAUAGAAGUGGUAAAAUCAGCAAUUAAUGUGUCUAGAGAGUGAGAGUGUGCACAGUUGAAAUUAAAGAUUUUAUGGAACAGAUAAGUAGUAUAUAGGGCUCUUGAAAAGUAUUUUAAGGAAUUCAUUGAUGUAACAAAUCAUUAUUUACUUGGUCUCUCACAUUUCCAACUGCCCUUUUAGUAAAGGUUCCAAAUGGGCAUGCCAACUUUAGACAAUACACUGUAGUGCUGCAGUGUUUAAAGCAAAAAUUGUCAUCUUAAAAAAGAGGAAGUUUCCCCCCAUGUUGAAUUGAACAGCAAUUAAAAUAAAUUGAUAAAAGCUGCAGUUGGCAAGAACUUCUUUGCAGUAGGUUUUUACUCCUGUUGGAAAGUAAUGGAGAGAAUGCUUCUAAGACACUUCCUAUGACUCAGGUAUGUAUCUAAAACCAGCAGCUUCUUUUCUUUGUAAAAAUAAAUCACAUGCACAUAUGAUUGAGCAAUGGAUCAAUCCUGUGUGUUUUAGUCAAUUAUUUAAACAGGUAAAAUAUUUCUUUAGUUGUGCAAUGACUAAUAUUUCAAAAUCCAGUAUGGCAGAUACAGCUUUAACCAACACUCAAGUGGCAUUUGGUCUAGUUAUAAACUCUGCAUUCUCAUGUACAUGAACCACAGAAUUGCAGACUAUAAAUGCUAAGUGAAGUUUCUAUAAUAACAUGGACUGGAAGCACAGUAACCUAGGAGAAGUGUGUGCAUUAUGAAACUUGGGCCCUGGCAAAUAUUACCACAUAAUUGGGAAGUUUAAAAUGUAUUUAACAUUACAUCCUACUAAGAUGAUGCUUUACUGUGCUAUUACAGCUACCACCUAGCAAGAACAUGUAUUUGUUUGUUACCUAUAAAACACGGGUAUGAAUGGUUCCAUGGUCAAAAACAAGCUGAGUCCUGCCCAUCAUGUAUUGUAAUAAGCUCUAAAGAGACAAGCAUUUUCUCUGUUGGAGAGCUUUCCAUAAAGUCCUAUCUCAGUAAUACGCAGCCACAAUUUGUGAGGCUAUAUAUUACAGUAUUGUGGGAGGAGGGAGAGAACUCAAGGAAAAUCUAGUUUAAACAAAAGUUCCAAUGGCAUAGUUCAGAUUUCAAAUAAGCACUUCAGUAACCAAACAUUGGCAUUCCUUACAUGGCAUAAUGCAUCUUUCUUAUGUUUGAAAUAUAUCCUAGUUUUCAUUUAAACUUACAUUUCAUAAAUUCCAAGAAAUAUUUCAUAAUUCCAAGAAAACUUACAGCAUGGUUGGUUUUGUCACUUUUACACCCAUUGCUAUCAACACAACUUUGUGUUUCCUUGGACAGAAGCUUUAUUGGCAGCCACAAGGUUUAAAUCUAUACAAGGAAUCUUGAAAGUUUACCAGACUACAUCCUGUGGUUUAAGAAAGAUUUUGUGUUUUACCUCUAAACAAACUUCAAGGACCCCUUUUUAUAAAGUAUUUUGCCUUCACAAGAUGACAUAUAUGUGAAUGCUUCUUAGUGUGUGUUAUAUUAACUCAAGAAAUUGUGUUUUAAACCUGUGUUCUAAACAGCUCAAAAUGUGUAUUAAAAAAAUACUUAACUGGUAACAAAUUAUUUCUUAAAUAGCUGCGGCUGAAUCAUUUUUGUAAACAUUUACUGUAUUAUGUGCCACUGCUUUCCAGAGGGUAAAAAAAUUAAAAGAUACACAUGGCGUGAGAUGUGCAAUAACAAUAAGGAAAAAGAGAGGUUGAAAGGGACAAAGGCAAAUACAGCUACACUAAUUCUAUUUCAUAUUUAUCAGAUGUCAACCAUGUCCUGUAAAAUCCCUCAUUGGAAAGAAGGUGGGGUUAACAAUAAUUGGAAUGAUGGAUUUCCAGCAUCUCCUGAACUCUGGGAAAUCCAGGCCUACUUAUUUAUAGCCUAAAUGUGAAGGAUUGUUUAGCAAUUAGCAAGCUCAUCAACAUAAAAGAAACAAGAGAGGAAUGUUUGAAGCUCUAUAGUCAGCUAAACAUAGUAAAGGAUGUUGUUGAGCUGUAUUGCUAAUUUAAUUUGUCUACAAUAUAGUAAUUACUUUGCCUAAUAAACAGUUAUUAACCCUU